Molecule: messenger RNA, 779 nt
Organism: Heterobasidion irregulare TC 32-1
Lineage: Eukaryota; Fungi; Basidiomycota; Agaricomycetes; Russulales; Bondarzewiaceae
Exons: 2
Coding region: 82-303 (73 amino acids)
Source: RefSeq, a predicted model, not a curated record
GGCAUCUUAGAGCCAUAGUGUUCGGAGUGCCUCGUCAUCGCCGAGUCGCUUUGUAGACUAUGCUAAGGGAAAUUUAUACCGAUGGCAUCGAGGCGGAGCGUUGAAGCCUCUUAUGGCAAAACGAUGGUCCUCAUUCCUUUUUUCAUUUUUGAGUAUGCCGAGCACUCGAAGAUACUUCCGAAUUUUGCCGUGGGUACAACCUCAUGUCUGAAUAUCAAGUCUUCUUCAUUGCGACAUGCUCAAACUUCUUCACAGGCAACCUCGAUAGCGAUCCAAUUGACAUACGUGAACUGUCCUUAUUAAUAAGGGCCAAUCCGCAAGUUGGGGCUGGCCCCGAAAUCUUGUUCCUUAUCCCUUGCUAACCCACCGCUACCCACCCAUAUUUGCCUCUCGACGCCACACUGGCAUUUCAUGGCUUCUCACACCCAAUCAAAUGAUCUUUAUCCGAUAAGUAACGGACCACCGACACGACUGGUUUGAAACCAUGGCACCUUGGCCGAUUGAACUCCAAGUCAUCUCGCAGAUCUUACAAGCGUUUUCUCGGCUAAAUGCAUGAUCGGUGAAUAUUGGUAUUCAGACGAGGGGGUUGUAGAGAGUAUCUCCAUGGUUUCAAGGAAAAUGCGCCAGCGAUUGACCAACACAUCGCCUGAAGAGAUUCAACACAACCACCCACGCCGUCGACUCAAAGCUGCCCAAACAGACAUGGGAGAGCAGCGCCCAGGGUAGGUCGAGCGACCAGAAAGAUGAGUGGACGCAUUUGGACGGCUUGACGGACCAGU